CCAUCGCCGGAGAAGGUUAUCCCAAUGCAAAAAAAUGAAUACCAAGAACCGCAAAAAACCAACGUGGGAUGACCACCAUGGCUCUGGUGAAGGAAAUAAGUUACGACCCAAUAAAUGGGAUAAAGUUUCAGGUGGACUCGGUAACUUUACUACCAAGUACAAUCAUUUGGCGUUGUUAUUUGUUGGAAUCAUUGGAGCUGCUCUUGACUUCUUCAUAAGGAAUAAAAAAGCUAAGAAGCAAAUACUGAAUUUCUUUUCCCUAUUGGCUGCUUUUGGAAAUCUCCUAAUGGUGUUUUUGAAACCUGCCGGCGGUAGAGGAAACCGAAGAUUCAAAAAGAAGUCUACAAAUUUAUAAUACCAUGAAAUGACAUUAUUUUUAAUAAAAUUUAUUGAACGUUA
This is a messenger RNA of Drosophila ficusphila, 399 nucleotides long. RefSeq lists its product as uncharacterized. The record is from RefSeq and is a predicted model, not a curated record. The transcript is spliced from 3 exons. NCBI's taxonomy places the organism in Eukaryota, Metazoa, Arthropoda, Insecta, Diptera, Drosophilidae. Bases 35 to 355 code for a protein of 106 amino acids.